Molecule: messenger RNA, 735 nt
Organism: Rhincodon typus (whale shark)
Lineage: Eukaryota; Metazoa; Chordata; Chondrichthyes; Orectolobiformes; Rhincodontidae
Product: AP-1 complex subunit beta-1-like
Exons: 5
Biological process (GO): vesicle-mediated transport
Source: RefSeq, a predicted model, not a curated record
GAUUCUGACAAUCCUGAUCUGCGAGACCGUGGCUACAUAUACUGGCGUCUACUUUCUACAGAUCCAGUAGCUGCAAAGGAAGUUGUUUUGGCAGAGAAACCCUUGAUUUCAGAAGAAACAGACCUAAUUGAGCCAACCCUCCUUGAUGAACUAAUUUGCCACAUUGGAACCCUGGCUUCUGUAUACCAUAAGCCACCCAGUGCAUUUGUGGAAGGUAGCAGAGGUGUUCAACACAAGAGAUUGCCGCCACGGUCUGGAUCGAAUGAAAGUACCGAGAGUCCAGAUGUAACCCCAUCAACUGCUGCACAGCCCACUGAGCAACAACCAGCUGUUAUACCAUCCCAGGGAGAUCUUUUGGGUGAUCUACUGAAUCUGGACCUUGGACCUCCAGUUAAUGUUCCCCCUAUUCCCUCAUCAACAGUUCAGAUGGGAGCCAUGGACCUUCUUGGUGGUGGAUUGGACAGUUUGAUGGGCGAUGAAACCGAAGGGCUUGGUGGAGAUCUAAGCGGAAGUCCUGCAAUUGGUGCGGGGUAUGGAACUCCAGCAGUCGUGCCAACAUCUUUGAAUGCACCACUGGGAGGUGGUUUAAGUGACCUGUUUGAUCUUGCUGGUGGAAUGAACAUGCCAUCUGGUUCUUACGUGGCCCCCAAAACUGUAAGAAUUAUUUAUUUGCUUUUGAUGUUCUUUCUUGAAGGAUGGAUUAUUCCAUCUCCUGACCAUCUAGCCUAAGUGCCU